GCUUAUUGUUCUUCACUUUUAUUCAGUGGUGAGACAAGCAUAGUUAACUUUUUGAGGAAAGCCAUCACUUUGGAUGAGGUAUGUUCUAUUUGUGGAGGUCUCAAAAAUGAAGUGAAUUUAAUAGGUGAACAUUAUAUUUCCUGCUAGGUACAACCUACUUGGGUAGGAAGUGAACUAAAAGCUCUAAUGGUUAUUCAGCUAUGGAAAUAAUUUCUAUACUUGAUUUAUUUCUUGGUUCAAAUAAAUCCAAACUUAGAGAAAUGAGGUUUAUCCAAUCAUUUAAAAUUGAAAAAUUACGUAAAAUUAAACUUGUGAUUAGCAGAACCAGACUUUGUUUGUACUACUGAAUUUGAAUUUUGGUUAUUGAGAAACAAUUCUUGUCUGAACAAGAGCAAGACUGAAUUCAAACUAUGGAAAGGUAGACAGACCUGGAGAAAUAAAUAAACUUGACUUGACCUUUGAAUAGGCAACAUCACAAUAAUUUAGCAGAUUCAAAAAUUUACUCUUUGGUUUUGGAAUAAACAGACAUGUGAGAGUGCACAUGAGUAAGACUUGAUUAUCACAUAUACAUAACCAACUUGGAUUGCUGAGUAUGGCCUGGAAUUGGACAAUUUGAUAAACCAGUGAAACUGGAAUCACACAAAGGCACAGACCUUUAUCUUCUUCACUUCACUAUCUUGCCAUUUUUUUUAACAGCAUUAUCAAUUUUAAGGACAGGGCUUGGUAAUUAUUAGGGAUCUACUUUUGCAUGGCCAAUUAUUAUGCAAGCAUAAGGCCAUUAAAUUAAAAAAUAAAUUUGGGGUUGUUGCAUAAUAUUCUGAGAUAGAGAGGUUUGAAAUGUGAAAAAAGUGCUGACAUUGCAUUUUUAAAAAAGUAAAGGAAAAUAAAAUUUCCUGAUAAUGGGGCUGAAAAAAUUCCCAAGUCAGCAAGUCUUAGAAGCAAUGGAACAAGCUUUCGAGUCAACAACACUGCUAUUUUCUGAAGGGAUGUGAAUUAUGAGAUGAAGUGAAAACCAUACUCUCCAACUUCAAUUGAGGCAUAGCAACUACUUUCCUCUUGUUUUUUUAUGGGGAAAAUUGUCCACUAAAUUUUCUUUUUCAGUUUUAACCAAAGGUGGCAUAAUUAAACUAACUGGAACUGUAAAUUAUAGGGGUGAAAAUCCCUUUCACUGUAAUUGUUUGUUCAUAUAAUCAUUUCCGGAGACCAUGACCAUGAUUUGCAGCCAGUGUGUGCAAUGGCAGUAGUGAUCUUUUUGUAUCAUGUUUUACAGAUAUUUAACUCUCAAAAUGUCUUUUUAUACAUGGUUAGGUGUAAAGUUACUUAGAUAACCAUGUUUAAAAGUGUGCUUGCACAUGGUUGCCACAGGUCAAGGAAAAGUUAAGGAAAUAAAAUUUUAUUUUUAUUACAGAUGUACUCCACUAGAUCACAAAUAGACAUUAAAUGAAAUGAAAUUUGUCACUACAAUAAAGAAACGUUGUGGAUAAGAAGACAACCAAAAGUGCUGAGGCACCAUGCUAGGGAUGUCUCACUAAUUAAGGUGUAAGAGCAUUAACAAAUAUAAAAAGAGAAGUUCUAAUCAACUGUAAUAAAAUUUAAAGCAUUCAUUUUAAAAGCUGCAAUACCAUUUGAUCUCUAAUAUGAUUAGGUAAACUAUUUCAUUCAUUAACUAUUUGGUUAAAAAAGCUAUAUAUGAAAUAAAACCAUUAGUUCUACUAAAAUUUAGAGCAAGAUCCUGUGUGUCAUUUUUUCUCAAGUUAUAAUUUAUAAAUUUCUUAUCCUUACAAAAUAGGAGCUUAUUUGAAAUAUCUAUAUCAUACUGUCCAUUAAUUACAUUGAACAAAAAUGUAUCAUCUUUUAUGAAUCUCCUACUGGGUAAUGACUGCAAUUUUAACUGAGAUAAUCUAGUGCUAUAAUCAUCAUCAGGCUUGGUAAUCCAACUGGUGGCUCUUUGCUGUUAUGUUUUAUGUGUGGGUUCCAAGUUUCACAUGCAUAUUCUAGUAAAGGUCUCACAAGAGACUACCGUAAAGUGUUUUCAUAGUUACUGUAUCAAUGUCAUUUAUGUCCCUACAAGUCCUUUUAACCAGCCCUAAAACCCAAUUAGCCUUUAGUAGUUAUUUUAUCCACCUGUUGGUGGAAAAAAAAUUUCUUCAAGGUCAAGGAAAAGUCAGGAAAUUUAGCAGUGAGUUGGGGGAAAUUUAUAUCUUUAAAGAAAGUCAGAGAAAGGAGGAUCUCCUAGACACUUAUCUUAGAUGGAUCUGAAGAGUCUCUUAGAGCAUUACUGACUUUGAUGGAAGUCUUUGGCAAAAUAUCUGGCCUUAGGCUUAGGGUAUCACAGAAGGAAAGAAAUCAGUGUUUUCUUAAUUUUCUAAAAUUUAUGAAGAAUAAGGAUCUAUCAACUUUGUAAAUUUUUAUAUCUUUUUCACUUCAGGAGAUGUAAGUAAAAAAUGCUUUGAGAGUAGAAUGGAGGGUGUGAGAUUGAUGACUGCAUGUCAAAUCCUUAUUGUUGUUUGGGCAAAAGGAAAAUUUAUUUCUUGACAGUUUGCACUGGAGCAGAAAUAUUGUUCACUGAUAGUGAUAGGGGUUCCUACUAGAUUUAAGAGAUUCAGAGGCCACUGACCAGACCUAAAGAUCUAAAAGACUUUUUUUUGCAGGAUGAAUUUAUCACAAUCUUUUUUACUAUCAGUCAUGAACAUUAAUUUUGGUACCAGUUACUUUUCAAGCUCAGUUUGUUUUAAAUUUUAAUUUAUUUGCAUUCUUUUCAGCUGAAGUGCUUGUGGAAGAAACCUCUGAAUUUUGAAUUGUCAUUCUUUUUGUUGGUGACUGACCCAGUUGGGAAUGUGUUUGUCAAUAUUUUGUGUGCAUUACAUCCAUGGUUAACCAAAUAGAUUGAAAAGUUGGGCAUGUGAACUGAACAGUUUCGAUUUGUAGCAAAAGUUCUGCAUUAUAAAAGCUUCUCUGUUUAAGGGAUGUUUGCUCAAAAAGCCUUCUGUGUUCAAAUUUCUGCAUGGAACUUACACUUUAACUUUUGAGGAAGGCUUGCGAAAACAAAAUUUACACUUUUCAUUAAUUUUGUAACACACUUUUGCACAAUAAUGUAGAGGAAGUUAGAUAGCUAAUAGAAUAUAGAUUACAUUGGAAAAUAUAUUGUAAAUUCCAAUUACAAUAAAUGUCCUCACUAACUAAAAAUUAGAUAUGCUGGGUGUAAAUGAAUGUAUACUGGAAUGUGACUGCAACACAAACUGUCACAUUUUUGUUGGAAUUCUUUGCUUUCAGGGCACUGCUAAUACUGUUAAAAAUGGUCACAACUCAAAUAACCCAACCAAUUGAAAUUCCCCCACUACUUCAAAUGAUUCUAUAUCUAGAAAUUACCCAAUUGACAUCCCAGGUUGCUUGAGUAGCUCAAGUAUAAAACCAUGAUUCAACUGAUACAUACACUAUAACCCAACCCAAUAAUAUGACCUAGCUACCCUGCAUGCAAAUUAUCUUAGUGACACUAAUGACCCAAAUGACACAAAAAAACCUGACUGGCUCAAAGGGCCUAAAUGAUACAAAUGAUAAUCCAACUUGUUACUACUAUGUGUUAAAAGAUCAUGAAUUAAACCAAAAAAUUUUGGUGAGAAUUGCUUUCAAAUUACAAUGUUCGUGACUCUACUUGUUUAAAAGAACGAUACAGGUUGUGUACUGCUUUCUGUCCAAUCUUUAUAAAUCAGUUUACCACUACACACUCAGGAUGUGUAAGGCUUUAUUACACUUCAUUAUUAAAAAACAUAUCACAGAGUAAUAGAAUUAAGAACGUUAAUACUUUCUACAUAGGUUAUGUCUUGCACUUGAUCUGAACACUCAACUUUCUUUUCACAUUCUAGUUUCAAGAUGCCAAGAUAGAGCUUUUGAAGUUCCUUCAAUCAUAUGUGAUGAAGAUGGGAAAGAAAAUUAAUCCCUAUGUUGUGGAAAUUAAGGUAAUGUUAAUCAUUUGGAAGGGAACAGAGGCGUAUAGACACUGCUGUAAAGUAGAGCCAAACAUAGCAACCAACAGAAAGUAG
Pocillopora meandrina is the source of this 4040-nucleotide messenger RNA. Lineage: Eukaryota; Metazoa; Cnidaria; Anthozoa; Scleractinia; Pocilloporidae. The record is from the annotation of a GenBank genome assembly.